GGGAGCCUCCGGCCCGGAGCGCGGAAGCCCCCUGCUCCGAGCCCUCAGACCGGGACUCCCCCCUCCCCUCCCCAAGCCGGGACUUCCUCCCUGCACCCCUGCCCCGAGGCUGCCCCGCGGCCAGGACCGCCGCCCCGCGUCAGCUCGGCUGUGUGGAUGCUUGCCGGGCUGGGGCCGUGAGGCACUGAGAAGGCUCAGGAACACCCGUGUCUGGCCCUGCCUGGGGUGUUUCUUCAAUGGAGAAGUUGGUGAGUGUGGAGAAGGCAGAAAGGAGGAAGAGAAGCAGCAGCUGAAGAGACAGGUUUGAGUUGGUUCGGGGAGCCUAGAGAGCAGGAAGCGGCCUGCCCACCUACCGGAGAAGUAGCAGAGAGAGCCUCUCACCAGCAUCCUCUGUGAAGGUUAAGAAGGCUGACCCACGCCAUCGUCUGGACACCCUCGGAGUCCCCUCCCCACGAUGCUGUAUGUGCACAAUGGUCAUUAGGCAAUCCACCUGUCAGGAAAAGGGACAUUCUUCUGGACGGCUGAUCCCUGCGACCUAAUGACUCCUUUGUGAAAAGUGGACGCAGCUAGGAUGUUACACCACCACUGUCGAAGGAACCCUGAGCUCCAGGAAGAGUUGCAGAUUCAGGCUGCGGUGGCCGCCGGGGAUGUUCACACAGUGCGGAAGAUGCUAGAACAAGGCUAUUCGCCGAAUGGCCGCGACGCUAACGGCUGGACCCUGCUCCACUUCUCGGCAGCGAGAGGAAAGGAGAGAUGCGUUCGUGUGUUUCUAGAACACGGAGCCGAUCCCACGGUUAAGGACUUAAUCGGAGGCUUCACUGCUCUUCAUUACGCAGCCAUGCACGGCCGGGCCCGAAUUGCACGCUUGAUGCUGGAGUCCGAAUACCGGAGCGACAUCAUCAACGCCAAAAGCAAUGACGGCUGGACUCCCCUCCAUGUGGCUGCGCACUACGGCAGGGACUCGUUUGUCCGGCUCCUCCUGGAGUUCAAGGCCGAGGUCGACCCGCUCAGCGACAAGGGGACGACGCCGCUGCAGCUCGCCAUCAUCCGGGAGAGGUCCAGCUGCGUGAAGAUCCUCCUGGACCACAACGCCAACAUCGACAUCCAGAACGGUUUUCUGCUGCGAUACGCUGUGAUCAAAAGCAAUCACUCUUAUUGCCGAAUGUUUCUCCAGAGAGGAGCAGACACAAACUUGGGUCGCUUGGAAGACGGACAGACUCCCUUGCAUUUGUCUGCCCUUCGGGAUGACGUACUCUGUGCACGGAUGUUGUAUAAUUAUGGAGCAGACACGAACACGAGGAACUACGAAGGGCAGACCCCAUUGGCUGUUUCUCUAAGUAUUUCUGGAAGUGGCCGGCCGUGUUUGGAUUUCUUACAAGAAGUCACAAGGCAGCCCCGAAACUUGCAGGACCUGUGCCGAAUUAAAAUUCGACAGUGUAUAGGCCUUCAAAACCUAAAGCUACUUGACGAACUACCAAUUGCCAAGGUCAUAAAAGACUACUUAAAACACAAAUUCGAUGAUAUCUGAUAGACACCGAACUGUGAGCAAGAUUAGGAGUUAUAUUCCAGAUACUUAAAAGGCUUUUUGCCUUGCACAAAGUAUAUCCUAUGCAAUUUCUGAUUUGCCGUGAAGUCAGAAAGCAGGUAUACACCUUUAGGUUUAUUUUUGUUUGGUUGGUUGUUUGGUUUUCAUUGU
Pteronotus mesoamericanus is the source of this 1696-nucleotide messenger RNA. It is a transcript of the gene ASB7, whose product is annotated as ankyrin repeat and SOCS box containing 7. The record is from RefSeq and is a predicted model, not a curated record. Gene Ontology annotation, molecular function: protein binding. The coding region runs from base 572 to 1528 and encodes 318 amino acids. Gene Ontology annotation, biological process: intracellular signal transduction. The transcript has 6 exons. Gene Ontology annotation, cellular component: nucleus; cytoplasm. Lineage: Eukaryota; Metazoa; Chordata; Mammalia; Chiroptera; Mormoopidae.